Molecule: messenger RNA, 2076 nt
Organism: Bipolaris maydis ATCC 48331
Lineage: Eukaryota; Fungi; Ascomycota; Dothideomycetes; Pleosporales; Pleosporaceae
Biological process (GO): regulation of DNA-templated transcription
Molecular function (GO): DNA-binding transcription factor activity
Source: RefSeq, a predicted model, not a curated record
AUGGCAUCCCUCCAUGCUCGACAUUGUCUUCUGGGUUGUCUACACGGCGACCCAAUCCGUCCUGUCGUCACGCUGGCUACCCAAACUCUUCCCGCUAUUGAGGCCCCUCAUCCUCUCUUCCCCCGCCGCUUCCAGUCCUCGUUGACUCCCCCAUAUACCAACGACCUCAAGUCAGAACGCUCAUGGUUGCCGCGGGGUGGCCAAGGGGGCUGUGACGACGUUUAUACUACGUCGAGUCUACCCACUGAAUCACAAAGGACCCAGCAAACAACCACCCCGCACAUGUCGCCCGUCCAGUCGUAUCCACCAAUGCAUCCUCCAUAUAGGAGCCCACGGGAGCCCCCAGCGAAUCCUCCCGUCUCACUCCCGCCACUGCGUCAGCUUUCCAUGACACCACCCACUCCCUCUGCCAGGAAUGGCAGCUCCCUUGGCGUUCACUCUAUCCUCAACCCUCAGGCCGAAGUGGCUGAGCAGCAGCAGCAACAAGGCUCAAGACGUAGCCUUUCUCGCUUGGAAUCGUCAUCUCCAGUCGACACGCAUCACUCACAGAGUCUGCCGUCCAUUAGCCGACCAAAUAGUGUCGACUCAGUAUUGUCUACCCGCGAAGAGCAAAACCUCCCCAGGCUAUUCCAGCCCCCAGGGAGACCUCCGAUGCGGCCCUCGCUGCAUGACAAAGGCAUCAAGAACCACACCAUUAGCAGACUCAAUCCCCCCACGGGCACAAUAGACGCCCAACAAUCACCCUUCUUGACGGCAAGCACACGCCCAUCCGAGGUGGUGAUGCCGCAGCACUCGGCUCUACCUACACCACCUGCCGCAGGUCGAACCCACUACUUUCCACCCACCGCUCCAACCCCACCCCCCAACGUGAGCCGCCCAGAUGUACACCGACCCAAUGUAAGCUUUCCUCAGUCGGGCAGUGCAAGCCCCAUUGCCCAGUACUCCCCAUAUAGCCAGCCGGCUUCGGUGGCAUCUACCCAAUACGACAACCACAGCACCCAGGGACAAUAUGGUCCUGGAAGCAUUGUGAUGCACGAUGCCCGCCAAGGGCCCUCGUCAAUUGAUGGCGACCGCACUAGCAUGAUUGCCAUGGCUCCUUCGAGCCAGAGCAGCAUCCAGCUCAUGACCAUUAAGAGUCAGCACGGACCACCUCGCCAAAUCCCCGUAGAAACACAGACUGCGUCCAAGGGCGCCGACGAAAAGCGAAGGCGCAAUGCCGGUGCGUCUGCUCGCUUCCGAGCCCGACGAAAAGAGAAGGAACGAGAGGCUUCGAUGAGCAUCUCAAGGCUGGAGCAAAGCGUGCGCGACGCCAACGAGGAUGCAGCCUUUUACCGUGAAGAGCGUGAUUACUGGAGGUCAUUGGCAUUGCAGUCGCAUCCCGAGAGGAACCAUGGCCGGCCUCAGUCACCUCGGCUGAGACGCGCAUCCGCCGAUCCGUCGCGAGCGCCGUCUUGCACGACUGGACAUGGCUCCGAGGCGUCUUUUGACGGAUACGACGACGAGUCCCGAGAGGAGGAACAGCGCAACGUGCGAAGGAGGACAAACAGCUACCACCCGGCACUGGGCUCUCAUCAAGUUGACGGUCCUUCGCCCAGCCACGACAGUCGGGCGUAUCCGCUAGGGGGAUAUGGGCCGACGACUCACACAUCGCCCCAAGGGCAGCCAGGUCAGGUGGCAGGUCUUCAGCACCCGUCGCCAGAACGACCGCUGUACCGGGAUUCGUUUGGCGCAGAGGCGGGUCGAUAUGAGCAUCGCGCGUGGGCGUCUGAACAGACCAAGGGACGGGCGCAGUAAGCAAACAGGGCGAAUAGCAGGCGGCUGUUUGUUGUUGCAUGGGGGGUUGUUUCAAGCUUGUGGAAUUUUGCAGGCGUUAAUAUGCGUUAUACCCAUUGGUCUUCUCGCCACCAAGUUAUUUUUUUUGUUUUUGUUUUUUUUGAAAUCUUUUCUCACACAUGUUGAAUUAUUGGACGACUACAAGAGUGCAUCUAGAUUAUCAGGCCUCCACAGGCAAUGUUGGCAUCAUUAUCACCACAUCAUCAGAGCGAGGAAAGAAUUGUAUACGAUUUGUUGUUGCUG